Molecule: messenger RNA, 669 nt
Organism: Sesamum indicum (sesame)
Lineage: Eukaryota; Viridiplantae; Streptophyta; Magnoliopsida; Lamiales; Pedaliaceae
Source: RefSeq, a predicted model, not a curated record
UCCCCCAUCAUCAAUGAAUGAAUACACUAGUGGGCUUCAACUAUCGCUACUCUCACACCUCACCUCCCCUUUUCUCUUAUUCCUCCGUACCUUCAUCUCUCGCAAAGCCUUCUCCGUCUUUUUACCUAAUCCGGGGACAUCCAUGGCGAGGCGGUUGCCGAUGGUGAUGUUCCUGUGCGGCGCUCACAAGGGAGCGCUGAAAUCGUCGAGGAGCAGAGGAGAAAAGAGAAGGGUGAGAUUGGGAGGUAAGAAGAAGCCGGUGAUGGAGAAGAUGAAGAGCAGCUUGAGCAGUAAGGCGCUGUUGAUGGCUAAGAUGAUUUCGUGGAGGAAAGUGGAGGACGUGGGAGAAGCAGAGGAGUACAGCUAUAGGGAAGGGGAAGAGGAAGAGGAAGAAGAAGAAGACGGCGUCGUUUGGAAGAAGACGAUCAUCAAAGGAGAAAAGUGCCGGCCGCUUGAUUUCUCCGGCAGGAUUCUGUAUGAUAAUGAUGGAAAUCUUCUGCCGGAUUAGUUCAGUUGAUUUGAGGUAAAAUAUGAACAGCUUAAAGGGAUUCAUUUGUGACACUCGUUGAACAACAAUAAAGAUUUUUCAACUUGAAAUAAUCACACCACCAGUAUAAUAAAAAUUUACCGUAUGAAUGAUAUACAAUUCAAGAAAAAUGAUACUGCGUA